AUGAAGCAAAUCGCGUCAGAAUUUAAAGAGAUGUUGACGAUGCGAACGAUGCGCUCGGUGUCACCAAAACCUACGUUUCGUAUAAAGGAAAAGGAGGAAAAGGACACCGCCGAUGUGACGAGUAAAAAAGCCGACGGAGCGUUCGCAUCGUCGUCGCUCGAAGAAGAAGAAGAGGUGCGACAUUUCGCGGCGAGAUUUUGA
Messenger RNA from Bathycoccus prasinos, 201 nucleotides. RefSeq lists its product with no specific name. The transcript has a single exon. Lineage: Eukaryota; Viridiplantae; Chlorophyta; Mamiellophyceae; Mamiellales; Bathycoccaceae. Bases 1 to 201 code for a protein of 66 amino acids. The record is from RefSeq and is a predicted model, not a curated record.